AUGGCUGCAGACCGACAGACGUUAAGAUUCGAGGGCCGUUUCAUGGCUCUGGCAAAAGACUCCCAUGGCGAUACUAUCAACGUCACGUACUACCCAUCAAGCAACCACAAGGAUAAGACCCAGCCCAGUGUGCUGCGGUCAGUAUACCGCUCUAACGACAAGCAGCACACGGGAAAGGAUAUCAUCUAUGAUACCGUGUGCGCUGAGAUUGCAGACAAGGCCACACCAGCAGUCAUAUCAGCGAAAAACAUUACUGUGUGCGGCUACGCAGUAUGGAGCACACUCGGCAAGUCUCAAGAGACGCCAAGACCGAGACAUCAUCAACGACCUCCAGUCAGCCAAGCGACGGCGGCUGGAGCUACUACCCUCACAAAAAAAGCUGUCAAUGGCGAGAACCAAGAUGUUCAGGGUACACUUAUGAACUACAAAGUUCCAAUGACUAGCCAGGAUCUUCUCGACCUCAAGCAGUUAGAAGCAUCGAAGCACAUCAACAAAGAUAUCAGUGUGGGUCCAGUACAAAUCGCAUUGAGGGGGAGUCCUCGCCCUGAGAAGCUAGCGGCGAAGGAAGCAGAGGAGGGAGCGCAGAUGGCUGUGAGAGAGCCCUCUCUGCGAUGGUCAUCCACACCAGAAGAGUAUGAAGAGAUUCGCAACACCAGCUGGGAUGAUAUAAUCUCGGAUCUACGCUCUUGGGACGAAAUGCUGGUUCCGCACAGGGACUAG
Molecule: messenger RNA, 720 nt
Organism: Pyrenophora tritici-repentis Pt-1C-BFP
Lineage: Eukaryota; Fungi; Ascomycota; Dothideomycetes; Pleosporales; Pleosporaceae
Source: RefSeq, a predicted model, not a curated record